This is a messenger RNA of Thyridium curvatum, 738 nucleotides long. RefSeq lists its product as uncharacterized. The record is from RefSeq and is a predicted model, not a curated record. NCBI's taxonomy places the organism in Eukaryota, Fungi, Ascomycota, Sordariomycetes, Thyridiales, Thyridiaceae. Bases 1 to 738 code for a protein of 245 amino acids. Gene Ontology annotation, molecular function: protein-N-terminal-alanine acetyltransferase activity; protein N-terminal-serine acetyltransferase activity. The transcript has a single exon.
AUGGUGGAAACGCAAGGAUGCAACUUCUACUGGCCCAUCAGGCCCUCCAUCGCCAACUCCCGCGUCAAGCUCAUCCCCUUCAACCCGGACAUCCACGCCUCCACCUUCGUCGAGCACGCAAGGGACCACCCAGAGAUGUUCGCCCACAUGCCCCUCGGGCCCCUCGAGUCCGCCGCGGACCUGCACGCCCUCCUCGCCAGGCCGGACACCAUCCUCUCCCGCGCCAACCCGAACUGCUUCCAGUUCGCCGUCAUCGACCGCGCGGCCCCGCCGUCCCGGGACAGCCCCGACGGCGCGCUGGCCGGCUCCAUCAGCUACAUCUACACCUCGGCGCCGCACCUGAGCAGCGAGAUCGGCUUCGUCGCCGUCCUGCCGCCGUACCAGGGCAAAGGCGUCGCGAGCAGCGCCGUCGCCCUGCUGAUGCAGUACGGCAUGGCGCCUCCCGCGCGGGGCGGGCUCGGGCUGCGCCGCCUGCACUGGCACACCAGCACGACCAACAAGGCCAGCCAGGGGCUCGCGGCCAAGAUGGGGUUCAAGACGGUGGGGACGAUCGAGUGGCACUUCCGCUUCCCAAAGGGGAAGCUCAAGGGCAAGAUCGGAAACGGGAGGCCGAUCCCCCCGGACGGCGAUCAGGACGACCUGUGGAGAGACACGCUUGUGUACAGUUUUGGGUGGGACCAGUGGGAAAAUGGCGCGAGGCAGAAAGUGACUGCUAUGUUUGGUGAAGCCGAGUUUUAG